CCGCCUAUCUUCUUCGUUGUUGUGUGUGGAAUCAGUGACGGAGAAGCUGCGUGGUUGGAGAUCCAACGAUGAACGCCGAUGGCCGAAGGCGAGGAGGAGGAGGAGGAGAGCGCAGAGAUCCAAGAAUCUCGAGGACGCAGAAGCUCAUUCUCACCACCGAAGAACAACUCGAGUCCAACCUCGGCUUCGAUCUCUUCUCCCAAGGCGAUAAACGCCUCGGUUGGCUUCUCACAUUCUCAUCCUCAUCUUGGGAGGAUCAGGAAACCCACAAGGUCUACAGUUGUGUUGAUCUUUAUUUUGUUUGUCAGGAUGGUUCUUCUUUUAAGUCCAAGUACAAGUUCCGGCCUUAUUUUUAUGCGGCCACCAAGGAUAAAACGGAAAUGGACGUUGAUGCGUAUUUGAGAAGACGUUACCAAAGUCAGAUUGCUGAUAUAGAAAUUAUAGAGAAAGAGGACCUUGAUCUUAAAAACCAUCUGUCUGGUUUACGUAAAGCUUAUUUAAAGAUAUCCUUCGAUACUGUUCAACAACUGAUGAAUGUAAGGAGUGAUCUCAUGCAUGUUGUCGAAAGAAACCAGGCAAAAUUUGAUGCUGCUGAAGCUUAUGAGUCUUUAUUAACAGGGAAAAGCAAACAACGACUUCAGGAUUUCAUAGAAUGUAUUGUUGAUCUUCGUGAGUAUGAUGUUCCUUACCACGUUCGCUUCGCCAUUGACAAUGAUGUAAGAUGUGGGCAGUGGUAUGAUGUCAGUGUAUCCAGUGCUGGAGUUAUGCUGGAAAGGAGAACUGAUCUCUUGCAACGUGCCGAAGUUCAUGUUUGUGCAUUUGAUAUCGAGACCACAAAGCUUCCUUUAAAAUUUCCAGAUGCCGAGUAUGAUUCAAUUAUGAUGAUCUCCUACAUGGUUGAUGCGCAAGGGUAUCUGAUCAUUAACAGAGAGUGUGUCGGAGAAGAUAUAGACGAUUUGGAGUACACUCCAAAACCAGAAUAUGAAGGCUAUUUCAAAGUUACAAAUGUGAAAAAUGAGGAAGAGCUUCUUAGACAGUGGUUUACUCAUAUGCGAGAGAUGAAACCAGGGAUUUAUGUUACAUACAAUGGUGACUUUUUUGACUGGCCAUUCGUGGAAAGCAGAGCAGCCCAUCAUGGGUUUAAAAUGAGUGAUGAGCUGGGAUUUCGUUGUGACAAGGAUCAAGGGGAAUGCCGUGCCAAAUUUGCUUGCCAUCUGGAUUGUUUUGCAUGGGUCAAACGUGAUAGUUAUCUCCCCCAGGGAAGCCAUGGCUUAAAGGCUGUUGCCAAGGCUAAAUUGGGUUAUGAUCCAUUGGAGGUGAAUCCCGAGGAUAUGGUUCGGUUUGCAAUGGAAAGGCCCCAGAUGAUGGCUUCCUACUCUGUUUCUGAUGCUGUUGCAACUUAUUACUUGUAUAUGACCUAUGUCCAUCCCUUCAUUUUCUCCCUUGCAACCAUAAUACCCAUGCCGCCAGAUGAGGUUUUGCGUAAAGGAAGUGGAACCCUUUGUGAGAUGCUUCUGAUGGUCCAGGCAUACAAAGCAAAUGCUAUUUGUCCUAAUAAGCACCAAUCUGAUCCAGAAAAGUUCUAUAGUAACCAGCUCUUGGAGAGUGAGACAUAUAUUGGUGGCCAUGUGGAAUGCCUAGAAAGUGGUGUUUUCAGAUCUGAUCUUCCAACUAGUUUUAAGCUUGAUCCAUCUGCUUAUGAGCAACUGAUCAACAAUCUUGAUCGUGAUCUGCAAUAUGCUAUUAGAGUAGAGGGUAAGAUGGAGUUGGAAUCAGUAUCAAAUUAUGAUGAAGUGAAGGAUGCCAUCAGGGAAAAGCUUAUGAAGUUGCAAGAUGAACCUAUACGUGAAGAAUGUCCCCUCAUUUAUCAUCUAGAUGUGGCCGCAAUGUAUCCAAACAUUAUCUUGACAAACAGGCUCCAGCCAUCAUCAAUAGUCUCAGAUGAGGUCUGUACUGCAUGUGAUUUCAACCGGCCAGGCAAAACUUGUCUUCGGAAGCUUGAGUGGGUCUGGCGUGGGGAGACGUACAUGGCAAAGAAAAGUGACUACUAUCAUUUGAAGAGGCAAAUUGAGUCCGAGUUUGUUGAUAGUGGAGAUGGCCAGUUGUCAAAAUCUUUUCUUGACCUGCCAAAAAUGGAGCAGCAAUUGAAACUCAAGGAGCGUCUAAAGAAGUACUGUCAAAAGGCAUACAAACGUGUACUCAACAAGCCUGUAACUGAGCUUCGAGAAGCUGGGAUCUGCAUGCGGGAAAACUCUUUUUAUGUGGAUACUGUCCGCAGCUUUCGAGAUAGAAGGUAUGAGUACAAAGGACUCAAUAAAGUUUGGAAGGGCAAGCUGUCAGAAGCAAAGGCUAGUGGAAAUUCUAUAAAGAUCCAAGAAGCACAAGAUAUGGUAGUAGUCUAUGAUUCAUUACAACUGGCUCAUAAGUGUAUUCUCAAUUCCUUCUAUGGAUACGUCAUGCGCAAGGGUGCAAGAUGGUACUCUAUGGAAAUGGCUGGAGUUGUUACAUAUACUGGUGCAAAAAUCAUUCAAAAUGCUCGUUUACUUGUUGAGAAAAUUGGACGGCCACUUGAAUUAGACACAGAUGGUAUCUGGUGUGCUUUACCUGGAUCAUUCCCAGAGAACUUCACCUUUAAAACAAAAGACUCAAAGAAGAAGCUGACAAUUUCAUAUCCUUGUGUUAUGCUUAAUGUUGAUGUUGCAAGGAACAAUACAAAUGAUCAGUACCAGACACUCAAAGAUCCUAUUAAUAGAACGUAUACAACACAUAGUGAAUGCUCAAUUGAAUUUGAAGUGGAUGGACCCUAUAAGGCAAUGAUUCUUCCAGCUUCUAAGGAAGAAGGCAUUUUAAUUAAGAAGCGAUAUGCUGUGUUUAAUGAUGACGGGACCCUUGCAGAGCUUAAAGGUUUCGAGAUCAAGCGUAGAGGUGAGCUGAAGCUCAUCAAAGUUUUCCAGGCUGAGCUUUUUGACAAAUUCCUUCAUGGGUCAACCUUAGAGGAAUGCUACUUUGCAGUUGCUUCUGUUGCAAACCGUUGGCUUGAUCUUCUUGAUAAUCAAGGCAAGGAUAUUGCGGACAGUGAGUUGCUUGAUUACAUAUCAGAAUCAAGCACGAUGAGCAAGUCCUUAGUGGACUAUGGUGAACAAAAGUCAUGUGCAGUAACCACUGCAAAACGUCUUGCUGAUUUUCUUGGUGAUACAAUGGUUAAAGACAAAGGACUACGUUGCCAAUAUGUUGUUGCAUGUGAGCCAAAAGGGACACCAGUAAGUGAGCGUGCUGUUCCUGUUGCAAUAUUUGAAACUGAUCCUGAAAUUAUGAAGUUUUAUGUACGGAAGUGGUGCAAGAUUUCAUCAGAUGUUGGCAUCCGAUCCAUUAUUGAUUGGUCCUACUACAAGCAACGGCUUAGUUCGGCAAUUCAGAAAAUUGUUACCAUUCCUGCUGUAAUGCAGAAGGUUGCCAAUCCUGUACCUAGGGUAGUUCAUCCUGAUUGGUUACAUAAGAAGGUUCGUGAGAAGGAGGACAAAUUUCGCCAACGGAAAUUGGUUGAUAUCUUCAGCUCACUGAAGAAGGAUGGUGUGGUUAAAAUGAGUAUUGAUGCUAUGACCACCAAUCAAAUAACAGAUGAGCAGAAUGUUAAUGAUUUGGAGGACUUCAAGAGCAAAGGCAGAUCUUCUGUCAAUGGAAUUAGGCCUAUUGUUCGUUGUUAUGAAGUCAAUAAUGGACUGCAUUCAGUUAAGGCAAGCUGUCAAGUGAAUUCGCCGCAGAAACAAAAUGGAGGCAGAAGUAUGUGCCAACCAUUGUCACCUCUGCAACAAAAUAUUAUAAAUAUAGAAGAUAUUGACAGAAAUGUGGAUUAUCAAGGAUGGCUUGAAAUAAGGAAGAGAAAGUGGAAAGAUACUCGUGAGAAAAGGAAGCGGCAAAGGUUGGGAAAUUCAAAGACAUUAAACCAAGCUAAUGGUGAUUUUGAGAUGCUGGAUAGUAUUAUAAAUCAGAAACAAACUCGGGGAAAAACUGGGGUCAAUUCAUAUUUUGAGAGGCAUGAAUUAGCCCUUACACGCUGUCACUGGCAGAUAAUUCAACUUGUAUCAAGUUUGCAACAUGGCCAAUUGUUUGCUUGGGCAGUUGUAGAAGGAGUCAUGCGUAAGAUUCCCAUAAAAAUACCCAGAGUUUUUUAUCUGAACUCUAAAGCUCCUAUAACUGAAGAAUUUCCUGGAAGGCGUGUCAACAAGAUUCUUCCUCAUGGACGCCAUACCUAUAACUUGAUUGAGGUAAUAAUUGAUGAAGAUCAGUUUAGGGCAGAAAGCAAGAAACUUGCAGCUCAUCUUGCAGAUCCAGAAGUUGAGGGAAUAUACGAGACAAAUGUGCCGGUGGAAUUUAAUGCUAUCCUUCAGAUUGGUUGUGUUUGUAAAGUGGAUAAAGCAGCUAAGAAACGAAAUCCCCAAGAUGGCUGGAGCCUGGAUGAAUUGCAUAUGAAGACCACAACAGAAUGCUCUUAUCUGGAACAGUCAAUUUCUUUCUUUUACUUGUAUCAUAGCAUAUCUGAGGGACGAGCUAUGUAUGUUGGAUAUUUUCCUGCAUCUAGGACAAUAUCAGUUGUGGUGGUUAAUCCUUUCCAGAAUAAGGAAUUAUCACCACAUAUUCUAGAAAAACAAUUCCGUGAGGCUUGCCAAGCAUUGUCAAUUGAACCUCCCAUUCCUAGAGAUAGUAUCAAUUUUAAGGUGGACUAUGUUGCCUAUGUCAAAGAUGCCGAUAAGAUUUUACAAAGAACAAUAAAUGAGCACAGGCAACGGCAUCAUGCACCUACAAUUGCAGUCAUUGAGUGCCCAAAUGUUCAUCUGAUGAAGUCAGGCAUACGUGCUCUGGAUGAUUUCCCAUGUGUGAACAUCCCUUGUAAUGCUCGUGACAGUAACUAUCAGGCUCUUGGGUGGCAAAUUGUGGCAGCAAAAAUUGGAAUGCAACGAUGUGCUGCAUCAUCUCAGUGGUUGAAUGAGAGAAUUUCUCUUUCAAAAUAUGCUCAUGUUCCAUUAGGGAAUUUUGAACUUGAUUGGCUUAUGCAUGCAGCAGAUAUCUUCUUUUCGAGAGCAUUACGUGAUCAGCAACAGGUACUUUGGAUAUCUGAUAAUGGCAUUCCAGACCUAGGUGGCAUUAAUGAAGAAGAGUCAUGUUUUGCUGAUGAGGUCAAUCAACCUGUUCUUACUUAUCCUGGGGCAUACAGGAAAGUUACUGUAGAGCUAAAGAUUCAUAACCUGGCUGUUGAUGCUCUUCUGAAAAGCAACCAGGUGAAUGAAAUGGAAGGAGGUGCUUUAUUCGGGUUUGAGCAGGAUUUGAAUCCCGGAUCACAUAUUUUCAAUGAAGAGUGUUGCUUUGAUGAGGCUACCUCAUGUGCACCUGCAUUCCGUGCUCUCAAACAAUUGAUCCAAAGAUGCCUUGCAGAUGCAGUUACAUCUGGAAAUGUAUUUGCUGAUGCAAUAUUGCAGCAUUUAUAUCGAUGGCUUUGCAGCCCAAAGUCAAAACUGCAUGACCCAGCUCUUCACCGUAUGCUUCAUAAGGUCAUGCAAAAAGUGUUUGCACUAUUGUUGGCGGAGUUUCGUAAGUUGGGUGCCACAAUCAUAUUUGCCAACUUUUCAAAAGUAAUUAUAGAUACAGGAAAGUCAGAUUUAUAUGCAGCCAAAACUUACUGUGAUAGUUUACUCAAAACUCUGCAAACUAGAGAUCUAUUUGAGUGGAUUGAGCUUGAACAACUGCAGUUCUGGCGUUCGUUGCUUUUUAUGGAUCAGUACAAUUAUGGUGGAAUACAAGCUAGAAUCAAUAGUGAAACAUUAGAAGGUAUUUCUGAACCAGAAAAUGAAAUUGUGCAUGAUGUAUCUCAAGUGGAUAUUGUUUCAAGCUGGAAUAUUGCUGAAAACUUACCUAAGGCAACUCAGGAUCACUUCAUUUUGAUUGUCUCUGAAUUUAUGUAUAUUCCAUGGAAAUAUGCACGAGAACAAACUGCAAUUAGAGCAUCUUUGAGGGAUGGCAACUUAUGCACUCCAUCAAUAACUGCUGCAGCUGCAGAAACUUUUGAGUCACACAUGACAGAAUAUCUCAGGGAGCAAAUCAGUUCUUACUUUGCAGAUAAACUUCUAAGGAUUGUUCGUGAUACCAUUCUUCAUAUGAAGGGAACGAGCAAGUCUAAUAUUGACCAACAUGAUGGGAAUCCACUAGUCAAUAAUAUCAAUAUGGGGGAUCCUGCACUAGAGUUCAUUAAGCAUGUCUGUGCUGUUCUGGCUCUUGACCAAAAUGUUCAGCAUGAUAUUCUGAUUAUGAGGAAGAAUCUGUUAAAAUAUGUGCGAGUGAGGGAAUUUGCUCCAGAAGCAGAGUUUCACGAUCAGUGGCUAUCCUUCACUUUACCAAAUGUGAUUUGCAGCUACUGCAAUGACUGCAGAGACCUGGACUUGUGCCGUGAUCGAGCUUUAUUGGCUCAAGAGUGGCGCUGUGCUGUGCCACAAUGUGGACAGCCCUAUGAUCGUGAAGUAAUGGAGAACGCUCUUCUUCAGAUUGUACGGCAGAGAGAACGCCUCUACCAUCUGCAGGACCUAGUGUGCCUCAAGUGCAACCAGGUUAAAGCAGCACACUUAGCCGAGCAUUGUGCUUGUGCUGGCUCAUUUAGAUGCAAGGAAGACAUGUCUGAGUUCCGGAACAAAAUGCAGGUUUUCUUGAACAUAGCUGUCCAUCAGAAAUUUCAACUACUCCAAGAAUGUACCUCGUGGAUUCUCGAAAUUAAAUAAAUUCCAGAUCAGGUAUCUUUUUUGCGUGUACUUGCACUAACUAUAUUAUGCCCGAGCUGUGACGGAGCUAAAAGUGAACCAUUUAACUGGACGGGAUAAAGCUGCUUCUGACCAUGGAGAAUGGAGAAAGAUAAUAGCUGUAGAACCUUGAUACAUGCAUGCCUGCUGUUAAUUCUGCAAAAUGCAAUGUACAUUAUGAUGAUGCAAAUAUUAAGGAAAUCACUAUUGAUAGAGUACUCAAAAUCACUAAUUGAAUGCAAUUCUUUUAUUUGUAUAUAGAAUGAAGAGUUUGAAUUGUAAUCCCUUCACAGUUUCACUUUUGAUCAACCAAAAUUAAUUGGUUUUUGUAUUUGCUCCACUUUUGUGGUGGGUUGUACCAUGUAAUAGGAUGACUGUCAGAUGAGGAUCCUUUAUGCUAGUACAGUUGGCUACUGCUUUCUUUUCUUU
This is a messenger RNA of Camellia sinensis, 7211 nucleotides long. Its product is annotated as DNA polymerase epsilon catalytic subunit A. Gene Ontology annotation, molecular function: DNA binding; single-stranded DNA 3'-5' DNA exonuclease activity; nucleotide binding. Gene Ontology annotation, biological process: base-excision repair, gap-filling; mitotic cell cycle; nucleotide-excision repair, DNA gap filling. The record is from RefSeq and is a predicted model, not a curated record. Gene Ontology annotation, cellular component: nucleus; epsilon DNA polymerase complex. NCBI's taxonomy places the organism in Eukaryota, Viridiplantae, Streptophyta, Magnoliopsida, Ericales, Theaceae.